CAUGAUUCGGCACAAUUUGAAGACCUCUGCAUUUGACUCUCAAGAAGACCAUCGCACCUUACUACCAUCAAAAUGGGAGCCCUGAAACUUCUGGUACUCUUGGUAGUCGUGGCUUGUGUUGCCUGUACUUCUUUUGAUUUGGCAAAACUGAAAAAGAAGUCGUUGUCCAAGACUUUGAAGACUCAAGUACACACCAGAGCCAGGAGAUCCCUGUACGAGUUUUACCAGAUGAUCAAGUGUGAGACUGGAAGGGACUGGCAGGAUUACAACCUGUAUGGGUGCUUCUGUGGGAAAGGUGGAAAGGGCACCCCUGUGGACGCUCUCGACCAGUGUUGCUUUGACCACGAUGAGUGUUACGACAGGGCAGCAGCUACUGUUUGUACCUGGCCUUACCAGAUAUACCUGGACUCGUACUGGCACAAGAACUGCAGUGAAUGUGACGCUUCUAAGAACACCGCCUGUGAACAAGCCUUGUGCGAGUGUGACAGCAGAGCAGCCAAAUGCUUCAAAAACAGCAAAUGGGAUCAACAAUACGAUGACUACCCUCAAGACAAGUGCGCGUGAUGUGCACGUGACUAUGACGUCAUUUAGUCCACGUGAUACGAAAACACAUGAAUAAUAAUAAUGGAUAGCAAACGACUGGAUUUGCUUUGUUAGUUCUUAUGCCGAUAUAUGUAUGUUGGUGUAUUGAAGAAAAUAAACAAAAUAGCAAAAUA
Messenger RNA from Actinia tenebrosa (Australian red waratah sea anemone), 716 nucleotides. Its product is annotated as acidic phospholipase A2 natratoxin. Lineage: Eukaryota; Metazoa; Cnidaria; Anthozoa; Actiniaria; Actiniidae. Gene Ontology annotation, biological process: arachidonate secretion; lipid catabolic process; phospholipid metabolic process. The record is from RefSeq and is a predicted model, not a curated record. Gene Ontology annotation, molecular function: phospholipid binding; calcium ion binding.